This is a messenger RNA of Opisthocomus hoazin, 3306 nucleotides long. NCBI's taxonomy places the organism in Eukaryota, Metazoa, Chordata, Aves, Opisthocomiformes, Opisthocomidae. The record is from RefSeq and is a predicted model, not a curated record.
AUGAUUACUGGCCCCACGCAACGCUACAGUUUUGAGGAGUGGCUGGAGAGCUGCCUGGCGGAAAAGGACCUGGGGGUGUUGAUCGACAGCCGGCUGCCCAGGAGCCAGCAGUGUGCCCAGGAGGCGGGGCCUGUGAUCCGCCUGACGAAGCGUGUCGUGAUUGUGUUGCAGGAGCCGUGUCCUAAGAAAGCCACAUUGGCUAAAGUCGUGCCAACGCCGAAUAACGGAUCGGUGGAACUAGUGCCGCUCCACAGAGACCAGGGUGAGAAUGGGCAGGAGGCUCUCUCCUUUGAAUUCCAGAAAAUUAAAUACUCGUGUGAGAUAGAUGGCAAGAAACAGUUUCUUCCUGUCGCCUUCCCCGUGGAACAUCCCCUUUGUUACUACCAGAACGCCCGAGGCUAUCAGGAGGACAAAGAUAUCCGAGCAGCUGAGAAGAAAUAUGGUACAAACAAGGCCGAGAUGGUGGUGCCGGAGUUCUUGGAACUCUUUAAAGAAAGAGCUACAGCUCCAUUCUUCGUCUUUCAGGUGUUCUGUGUGGGUUUGUGGUGCCUGGAUGAAUACUGGUACUACAGUGUUUUCACCCUCUCCAUGCUGGUUGCGUUUGAAGCUUCUCUGGUCCAGCAGCAGAUGAGGAACAUGUCGGAGAUUCGAAAGAUGGGCAACAAGCCGUACAUGAUCCAGGUUUACAGAAACCGCAAGUGGCGCCCGAUUUCCAGUGAUGAGAUUAUUCCAGGCGAUAUCGUUUCCAUUGGCCGGUCUCCUCAUGAAAAUCUAGUGCCCUGUGACGUGCUGCUGUUGCGUGGAAGGUGUAUUGUAGAUGAAGCCAUGCUGACAGGAGAGUCUGUCCCGCAGAUGAAGGAGCCUGUGGAGGAUCUCAGUCCGGAGCACGUCUUGGACAUGCAGACAGAUUCCCGCCUACACAUUAUAUUUGGGGGAACAAAAGUGGUGCAGCACAUCCCGCCCCAGAAAGCCAGCACGGGGCUGAAACCUGUCGAUAAUGGAUGCGUGGCGUACGCUCUGCGGACCGGCUUCAACACGUCUCAGGGGAAAUUGCUACGUACAAUCCUCUUUGGGGUGAAGAGAGUGACAGCCAAUAACUUAGAGACCUUCAUUUUCAUCCUGUUCCUGCUGGUCUUUGCCAUUGCUGCUGCAGCAUACGUCUGGAUUGAAGGCACCAAGGAUCCGAGCAGGAACCGUUACAAGCUCUUCCUGGAGUGUACUUUAAUACUGACUUCAGUUGUUCCACCUGAACUUCCCAUUGAGCUCUCUCUGGCUGUCAACACCUCCCUCAUCGCCUUGGCCAAGCUCUAUGUGUACUGUACAGAGCCCUUCCGCAUCCCCUUUGCGGGCAAAGUUCAAGUUUGCUGUUUCGACAAAACGGGCACUUUAACCAGCGAUCACCUGGUAGUGAGAGGAGUAGCUGGGCUCAGGGAUGGGAAGGAAGUGACACCAGUAUCUGACGUUCCUGUAGAAACCCACCGAGCGAUUGCUACUUGCCACUCGCUUGUGCAGUUGGAUGAUGGGACGCUGGUGGGAGAUCCGCUGGAGAAGGCAAUGCUGAUGGCUGUGGACUGGACGCUGACCAAAGAUGAGAAAGUUUUCCCCCGAAGUAUUAAAACUCAGGGACUGAAAAUUCACCAGCGCUUUCAUUUUGCCAGUGCCCUGAAAAGAAUGUCUGUCUUGGCGUCGUAUGAGAAGAUCGGCUCGACUGAUCUCUGUUACAUUGCAGCAGUGAAAGGGGCCCCAGAGACACUGCACAAAAUGCUGUCUCAGUGCCCAAGCAACUAUCACGCUGUCCACACGGAAAUUUCACACGAGGGGGCAAGAGUGCUGGCCCUUGGCUACAAAGAACUGGGGCACCUCACUCACCAGCAGGUGCGAGAGAUGAAACGUGAAGCUUUGGAGUGUGACCUUAGAUUCGUUGGAUUCAUUGUGGUUUCCUGUCCUCUCAAAGCUGACUCUAAAUCCGUCAUCAGGGAGAUCCAGAAUGCAUCGCACCACGUAGUGAUGAUAACAGGAGACAAUCCGCUCACUGCCUGCCACGUGGCCCGGGAGCUGCACUUCCUCCAGAGGGAACACACCCUCAUCCUGCAGCCUCCUGCGAGCAAAGACUCCAGCUGGCGGUGGCAGUCGAUGGACGGUGCGGUCGUGCUCCCGGUCUCGCCAACCUCCUUGCGAGAGCUGACGCGGCGAUACGACCUGUGCGUCACCGGGGAAGGGCUCUCUCACCUGCAGUCCGUGGACGGGCAGCAGCUGCUGAAGCUCAUUCCGCACAUCCAGGUGUUUGCCAGAGUGGUGCCGAAGCAGAAGGAGUUUGUAAUCACCACUUUGAAGAGCCUGGGCUACGUCACGCUGAUGUGCGGGGAUGGGACCAACGACGUCGGAGCUCUGAAACACGCAGACGUGGGAGUGGCACUGCUGGCAAACGCUCCCGAGAGACUGCCCGAGCGGAAGAAGAGAGCUCGAGAUGGCCCCGGUGACGGGAGGCCGGCCCCGCCGUCGAUGGGGAGCGGGACGGUGAAGCCCACCUCCCGUGGUGCCAAGCACAGAGUCAUGUCCCAGAGAGAGGAGCAGCUGGCCAUCCAGAGGGAGCGGAUCAGUCAGGUCCUGAAGGAUCUGGAAGAGGAGCGCGUGCCGGUCGUGAAGCUGGGCGAUGCCAGCAUUGCAGCCCCCUUUACCUCCAAGCUCUCUUCCAUUCAGUGCAUCUGCCACGUGAUCAAGCAAGGCCGUUGCACGCUAGUGACCACGCUCCAGAUGUUCAAGAUCCUCGCCCUGAACGCCCUGAUCCUUGCUUACAGCCAGAGCGUCCUCUACUUGGAAGGGGUGAAGUUCAGCGAUUUUCAGGCAACCCUGCAGGGUCUGCUGUUGGCUGGCUGCUUCCUUUUCAUCUCCAGGUCGAAGGUGAGCCUCGUCUACCUGUACCGCGGCGCCCAGGCGCGCAGCCGCUCCAGGCAGGAGGAGUUCGUGGAUCUCUACAAGGAGUUUGAGCCCAGCCUUGUGAACAGCACUGUCUACAUCAUGUCGAUGGCGAUGCAGAUGGCCACCUUUGCCAUCAACUACAAGGGCCAUCCUUUCAUGGAGAGCCUCCGGGAGAACAAGCCUCUGCUGUGGAGCAUCGUCCUUUCGGGGCUGGCCAUCGUGGGCCUGCUCACGGGCUCUUCGCCGGAAUUCAACGAGCAGUUUGGCUUGGUGGAAAUCCCUACGGAGGUGAGCGGGCAGCGAGUUGUGACAUCUGUCCUCGCCUUGUCAGCAGACCGAAUUCUGCAGUUUCUGCUGGGGAGCGCAAAACUCAAAGUGCCUUCCUGA